GCAGCGUGCUUUCAAGUUGUGUUUGCUUUGUAAUAGGAUCCAUCAAGGCUGCAGGAGAGAAAAGGAUGGAGGCAGACAGACAGACUUGUUAGAAACCAUGAAAGAAGGAUGGCAUGACACCAAAUUUUUCUGUAGAACUAGAGUCUAGACUCCCUGGAGAGCAGUAGAAGCAUUAUUCCACCACUUGUCAGAAAGGGUUAUAGUUAUGGCAGUUUUACAAGAUCCAUUUGUAAAGUUACCCCACUCUUAUUUUGGUGGUCCAGUUUGUGACAUCACUUCCUCUAGAUAGUCACUUCCUGUAAAGCCGUUUCUACCAUUUUGUCCAAGCUGUUGGUGAUGGCAGACAGCCUCGUGUGCGUUCAUGACUGAUAUACCACACGGAACCACAGAAAUGUACAGAUGUCCAUACUUCAACUGUCAUUAAAUACGUAAAACUGUCUCUCCGUGCCCUGCUCUCUGACCGGAGCCCUUAUCUUGAAGAUACUGUCAGAUCAGCAAAUAACUUCCAGAGUUCCCACUCUAUCACAUGGUCCUUCGAGCCGGAUCCACAGUCAUCUAGAGAUAUUAUGGAGGACCCAGGACAACCAUCUGCAGACCCAGCAGUGCGUUCUAGAUCCCAGCGGGAGAGACGACUACCAACGUAUUUGGAGGACUAUGAAGUUGGAUAUCAACCUCAACUUCUCCAUCAUCCAGCAGCCCAAGCUCCAGCUGGGCAUGAAGCUCAUCCUCCAGAUCAACCUGCAAUGAUGACAGCUGCUAUCACUGGAGCCAUACCUAGCCUACCUAGUAGGAGAGCAUCAUCAGAUCGAAGCCAAUCUGUCUCUCAGCGCAGUAAAGCUAAGACCCAGGGAAGCGCCAGUUCGUCAACAAGGAGGUCAAUCAUCGAUGGGUUGUCUGACAUACAGACAGCCAUGUUGGAGGAGAGAAUAAAGCGCAUGGAGUUGGCAGAGGUGCAAAGACAGAUAAUGGAGGAAAGUCUGAUGGAUGAACAGUACCAGCAUCUGGACCAGCAAGCUCGGGAAGCCCUCAGAAGAAGAGAGGAACUCCUAAGAGAACAAGAAAUACAGAGGCGUAAGCUUGAUGAAGAGGCAGAAAUAGCAUUAAAGGCAAAGGAGGCUAUUACCAGACGGCUAAUGCUGCAACGUAAACUAAAGGAAAAGGAAAUAGAGUUAGAGAAAGCGACUCUCAUUACAUCCCUCCUGAAGGAGGAAAUGAGCAGCUCUGUUGCCUCAAGACCGCAAAGUGGAGAUGAAUCCAACAAAGGGUCCCCAGCUGACGUCAUGGGAGAACCAACACCCUCACAAGGUGCACAUGGACCUGCACACUCUGCUCCUACAGUUAUUGGCCCUCCACCAGCCUUUACAGCAGCAGUGCCUAAUCCUCCUGUCUCAACAAGCCAAUUAACAACUAGAGCUUCGCCUAUCCUUCAACCGCAACCUCCUGCCAUGGUGAACCUUCCGACCCAGCCACAAUUCACAUACUCCAUGACAGCUCCUCCUCCAGGCUCAAUCGCUGCACCUAGUACAGACCUAAUGGAGCUAUUAAUAGCUACUUCAUAUGGACUUCCUAAGCCUGCUUUACCCUACUUCACAUCUGGAAGAGAGGCAGACUUUGCACUGCUCAAGAUGGCUCUAGAUAACCUGCUAAGCUCACAUGCUCACCUCACCUCACCAUUUAAAUAUCAAGUGUUGUUGCAGCAUUUGAAGCUGCCUAGUGCUCACAAGCUAGCACAAUCCUUUAUGUAUGACCCGAAACCAUACACAUCGGCCCUACAGGCACUUCAAGAUAAAUACGGGCAACCCCGCCAGCUUGUGCAAAGUGAGCUAGGAGCCAUCCUAAACUUACCUCCAGUUAGGUUUGGUGAUCCAGAUGGAUUUGACAAUUUUGCCCUCUCAGUACAAGCUUUAGUAGGCAUGCUCCGAUCGCUAGAGGGUGAAAAUGGCUACGAACUUAAAUGUGGCUCUCAUGUUGAUAGGCUGCUUAACAAAUUGCCCGCUAACUACAGAGACAGCUUUGUUGAGUAUAGCUUGAACUGCGGCAUUCUGACAACUGGCACUGAUAAGACUUAUACCCUGUCAGAUUUCUCCACAUGGCUCCAGUUGAAAUCACAAGCCAAGCGAAUCGCCGCUAGAGCAGCGUACAUGUGUCAAGAUCAACCAAAGCUGAGGAAUCAGAAGAAACCUCAGGGUCCUUCAUCCAAUGUGUACUACAACACAGAGAGCCAGGCUAAAGCCACACCUCCAGAUCCAGCUGGCCAUAUAAGAUCACCUAAGCUUAAAUCAGGUCCUAAACCUUACUGCCCUUAUUGUGACGACAGAGGACAUUACCUGAGCCUGUGUCCUAAAUUCAAAGCUCUUUCAGCAGCUGAAAUUGCCACAUGGAUCAAACACAGAAGCUGCUGGCGGUGCGGCAGGAAUCGUGCACCUGAGGUUUGCACUCUAAAGAAGCCCUGUAAAUUAUGUAAGCAACAACAUCUUACUGUGCUCCAUGACGUGUGCCCUCAAGAACCUAAAAAGGUGUUAAUGGUCAACGCUGCUCCCAAUACAGUGUACACUGACCGUCCAAAUCGCCCAAAUAAAGUCAUGCUCAAGUUGGUCAAAGUAUGUCUACACAAUGCUGAGUAUUCCCUGGAAGGCUUUGCUAUCCUCGAUGACUGGUCCGAGAGGACUCUUAUCCUCCCAUCAGCAGUGCGACGCCUCCAUCUGACCAGUGUUGGGAACGUUACUUUAAAAAAGUAAUUAGUUAUAGUUACUGAUUACUUUGUCAAAAAAGUAACUCAGUUACUAACUGAGUUACAAGAUCAUAAAAGUAACUAAUUACCAACAAAAGUAACUACUUAGUUACUUUUUUCAUUAAAGAAUGCAAGAAUUACUACAAUAGUAAAAUAUAAAUGACUAAUGACUGAACAUAAUAAAAUGAAUGUCCAAAUGUUUUAUAUAAACCUGAAUAAACAAAUAAGCACUUAACAGGAGGAACUACUAAUAGGAACAUUACACUAAUCUAGACUAUUAAAAGGUCACUGUGUGAUAUUUAACAAGACCCCAAUCAGCUAAAAUUUAAAAUUGCAAAUAGAAACACCUGUAAAGGUUCCCGAGCCUUUAAAUUGUCUCUCUGUCUAGUUAAAUUACAGAAAUAAAUGUAAUUUUGCACAGUAUUCUAAUUUUUCCAGCUUCACAUAAUUGUGUGUUUUUAGCAGCAUUUCUGUUGCUGCUAAUCUAGUAACGGUUAAAUAAAUAAAUAAAUAUCCUUUAAAAUGACACUAGAACAGGCACUAGAAGAUCUGAUGGAGGACUUACAUUUACUAACGUGGGUCAGACCCAACCACAGAUGAGCUGAAGCUGGGUGGUAAACACACACAGGUAGUUCUAAUAACACCUGAGCUCCAUGCCGUCUGAGACAGAUGCAUCAGUGUUACAGCGGGACUAAAGACAUGAUCAGAAACAGGUUACAGCUGGAUGAUCUAGGAAGGUGGAAGAUCAGGACGUCUGAGCGGUGAACAGGUGAGCGGACCUUCGGGACGUCCCCCUGUCAUGCUAAGGGCACGGCGGCAGACCCGCAGAUUUGUUGCUGCAGCAACAAAUCUGCGGGUCUGCCGCCGUAGACUAUUCAUCACGUCUUCCUCGUUCUUCACGGGCCGUGAUACUCUUAAACAUCUGCCUCUUUAGCUUCUGAUCAGCUGACAGCUUCAACACACCGCGCUGCUUAACGCACGCAUUUUCUUAUCAGUAACAGGAACGACGUUUUGAUAAAAGAAGACGUAAUUAAUUAGUUUGCUCGUUACAGAAAGAAAUAUUUUUAUUAACGCGGUCAUUUUAAACGGAGUUAUUCCCGUUGUGUCUACAGAAUGCAGUGACUGAGACCGUGAGGGUCUCCGCCCACCCGGCCAAUCAUCGUGUUUGUAAGUGCGUUACCGACACCUCUCUCUCCCUGGCUGCAGCUGAAGUGUCUGGCUGCAGCUGAAGUGUGGCGGUCAGAAAGCCUCACGCUGCUGCUCAACAUUCUACAAGCACAUAGUAAUGCACAACGUUCCGUCCCCAGUAACGGUAACGGCGUUGCAACGGCGGGAAAAGUAAUUAAUUAGAUUAUUCCGUUACCUAUAAAAGAACGCCGUUAGAAACGCCGUUAUACUUAAACGGCGUUACUCCCAACACUGCAUCUGACUAAAGAGCCUGAAAACCUUCCCCUGCGCACUGUCCGCCAUGAGGUGAUUCACCUUCAGGGAGCAACAGUUUCAUUUGAAAUAUCCCCAGUCCACACUCCCAAAGUAAAGUACAGCAUUCACCAUGCCUUCACUGCUGAUGAACUAAGUCUCUCAGAACACAGCUACCCUGUAAAGUCAAUCAUGCGAAAGUACUCCCAUCUGGGAGGACUUCCACUUCCACUUGUGGACAGAGUGCAGCCUUUACUUCUUAUUGGGUCUGAUUUCCCUCAUCUACUCAUCCCUAAGCAACCAGUAAUAGCUGGCCCACCUGGGAGCCCCCUAGCAGUGUGCACGCCUCUUGGUUGGACAUUACAAGGCCCAGCCAACUUCAGUCCUGUUUCUGCUGACCACCCACACUGCUACUUCACCACAUCUCCCAACUCAGAGCUCCAGCGCCAUGUAGAACGUCUGUGGGAAGUUGACGUCUCGCCUUAUAUGAACAUAAAGACUGCCACGCGUUCUAAAGAGAUCAACAGGCUGUGGACCUGUUAGAGCAACGCACCAAUAAAGUGGAAGUGGAUGCAGUGACUAGAUAUGCUACUCCACUUCUCAGGCGCAAGGAUAGUCCCCUCCUCUGGGCAUCAAAGAACACAUUGCUCCCACAGCUACGUAGUACUGAACGCCGUCUGGCUAAAGAUCCAGCUCUGGCAGAUACCUACUGUCAAGAAAUCCAUAAAUUUGAACAGUUAGGUUAUGCCAAACCUCUUCCUUCAGCUACAGUAGACAGCUCCCAGGAGUCUUGGUAUCUGCCUCACCAUGAUGUCCACCAUAAUGGAAAGGCAAGAAAGGCCUACAAGGUGAUGGCCACGCAGUAUGACCCACUGGGCUAUCUUAUCCCAUUCACCACUCAAGCCAAGAUCCUCAUCCAGGACCUGUGGAAAGUGGGAGUCGACUGGGAUGAGCAGAUUCAACCCAAGGCUCUACUGGAAAUAUGGACACAAUGGGAGGGUGAGCUGGUCUACCUCCCACAAGUGGAAAUCCCAAGAUGCUAUGUUCCAGCAACCUUGGCCCCUGAAGUGCCUAACAGACAAGCGCACAUCUUCUGUGAUGCCUCCGAAAGAGCUUACGGAGCAGUCGAGUAUAUUCAAACUCUCGAUAACCAGGGCAUGUUCACGUUGCAUUUAUGAUGGCUAGAUCUCGUGUUUGCCCUCGAAAACAGCUGUCAAUGCCACGCCUUGAACUGUGCGCAGCUCUAGCAGGAGCUCAGCUGGCUAAGGUCACAAUGACAGAGUUGUCAUUCUCUCCCCAGCAGAUAACACUAUGGACCGACUCAACUACAGUGUUGACAUGGCUGAAAUCAGACUCAAGUCGAUACAAGGUUUUUGUUGGAACGAGGGUUGCUGAAAUUCAAGAACUUACCGAAGGGUCAACUUGGCGGUAUGUCAGCACCUCUGAUAAUCCAGCAGAUGACCUUACCCGCGGGAAGACACUCCAUGAGCUCAGUCAGCCCAACCGGUGGAGUCAGGGUCCACAAUUUCUUCACCAGCCUAUUGACACCUGGCCAGAGCUACAAAUGGAAGUAGCUCAGGAAGAAGAUGAGGAUGAGCUACGCAAGACAGUGUUUUGUGCAGCAGCUACCUGUCCUUCUCAUGAGGUGGAUGUUACUAACAUCGACAACUGGGAUGACCUCGUUAGAGCCACUCAUAUGAGCCUUCACGGGGCGGCCAAAGACCUGGCGAGCCCCACCAUGACAGCUGCAGAUGUACAAGAAGCUGAACUACAUCUCCUACGACAAUCCCAAAGUGAGACCUUCCAGGAAGAGGUGAAACUCCUUGCUGUGGGGAAGUCCAUCUCCAAACAAAGCCGCCUAAUCAUGCUUGCUCCUGAGUAUGAUAUAGCUGUCGGGCUGAUAAGAGUGGGAGGCAGGCUGCGAAGAGCAGAAGAUCUGGAUCUAGACACCAUGCAUCCAAUUAUCCUUGACCCAAAACAUCAUGUUACCAGGCUCCUCAUCAAGAAAUAUGACAACCAGCUCCUGCAUCCAGGUCCCGAGCGUGUGUUCGCUGAAAUUCGGAGAAGAUACUGGAUCCUACGCGGAAGAGAGUCCAUCAUACGGCAUCAGUACAGCUGUGUGGAAUGUCAAAAGUGGCGUGCUAGUCCUGUAGUCCCACAAAUGGCAGACCUUCCCCCAGCAAGACUCCGUCUAUACAAGCCACCUUUCUGGUCUACCGGAGUGGACUGCUUCGGCCCUUACAAUAUCAAGGUGGGUUGACGCACAGAGAAGCGAUGGGGGAUCAUCUUUAAAUGCAUGACAACGAGUUGUGUGCACCUCGACCUGCUGGAGAGCAUUGACACUGAUGCUUUUCUGAUGGGAUUACGUUGCUUCAUCGCUCGACGUGGCAAACCCUUUGAAAUCCUGGCCGACAGAGGGACCAAUUUCCGAGGUGGAGCGGCUGAACUACAGACCAGCUUCCAAACUUUAGAAGCACCUAUCCAAAAGCAGCUGGCUGGACAGAAAAUAGAGUUCCGAUUCAACCCGCCAGGUUCCCCUCAUUUUGGGGGGACAUGGGAACGGGAGAUCAAGUCAGUGAAGGCAGCCCUUCGAGUGGUACUGCAGGACCAAACUGUCACAAAAUCUGUUCUGCAGACGGUUUUGAUUGAGGUGGAGGGAAUUCUCAAUGCGAAGCCACUGGGAUAUAUAUCCUCGGAUGCUGCUGAUCCAGACCCAGUCACCCCGAACUUACUACUCAUGGGACGUCGUGAUGCAUCGCUUCCACAAGCCAUUUACGCUUCCAGUGAACUCCUGGGCAGACGGCGAUGGCGACACAGCCAGGUCCUGGCAGACCACUUCUGGUCCAACUUUAUUCGCUACCAUCUUCCUAACCUACAGAAGCGACACAAGUGGCACAAGAAUACAGAGAAUCUUGCAGCUGGACAGGUUGUGAUGGUGGUCGAUUCACAACUGCCCAGGGUCCAGUGGCCGAUCGGGAGGAUUGUCAAGACAUGUCCAGGCUCAGACGGUCGAGUCAGGGCAGCUGAAGUGAGGAUAAAGGGACAGACUUAUCUUCGACCAGUUGUGCGCCUGGUGCGACUGCCAGCUUGGGAAGAUGAAGAUGACUCUGGCUAAACACCUGAUAAGACUUUCCUCUAGUUUUCGAAUUUAUAACUAAAUUCGGGGGCGGCUAUGUCAGAAAGGGUUAUAGUUAUGGCAGUUUUACAAGAUCCAUUUGUAAAGUUACCCCACUCUUAUUUUGGUGGUCCAGUUUGUGACAUCACUUCCUCUAGAUAGUCACUUCCUGUAAAGCCAUUUCUACCAUUUUGUCCAAGCUGUUGGUGAUGGCAGACAGCCCCGUGUGCGUUCAUGACUGAUAUGUAAGUUUGGCCAACCGUAGCACCUCUAUGGAUACAUAAAUAACCUAUAAGUUCAUUCAGUAUCCUUUAUGUCUGUCUGGACAUAUUGUUUGGAUUAUUUAGAGGGAGUUCCUACAGUUUAAUUGUUAUCAGUUGCUAUUCUCGCUUGUAGUCCUCAUUUCACUUCUCUUAAUUUGUGUUAUGUGUGCUAAAUACUGGUUAAUUUGAGUUUUAUUCCAUUUACUCCAUGUGUAUCCAUCCAUGACGUCAGUUCAGUUGAGGUGUGGUAUAAUGCCAGGCUAAUUGGCAGCAUGGUUUAGUAGUGUGGUACUUGCAACAGCAGUACCUUGGUUUGACCACCAGAGGUCCCCGGAGACCAUAUAAUUUGUCAGUGCCUCUGUGGCUGGAAGUCACAAUAUUUACUCGGUGUAACCCUUGAAUGUGCAUCAUUUGGGAAUAUAUUUGUUUUUGCUCAGUCUUAAACGUUGGCAUAUUUAUUUCACCAUUUGUACAGUCCUUUUACAUCAUUCUUUGUAUUUAUUUUCCAGACCACACAGAACCACAGAAAUGUACAGAUGUCCAUACUUCAACUGUCAUUAAAUACGUAAAACUGUC
This is a messenger RNA of Nothobranchius furzeri (turquoise killifish), 8104 nucleotides long. Lineage: Eukaryota; Metazoa; Chordata; Actinopteri; Cyprinodontiformes; Nothobranchiidae. The record is from RefSeq and is a predicted model, not a curated record.